AGGAAACUAAAAAGGAACAAAAAAAAAGCCGUGAAGCAAAAUUCUGCAGUAGUGCUUUUCUUCCUGUCGUAAACGGAACGGCCGUGCGUUAUAUCGCGACGUUCGAUAUCGUACUGGUCGGGAAUGUGGACGGAAUGUAGGCUCCUUUAGUUGGGGUGCAGGUUCGUGUCCUGCAAAACGGGAACCGAUUGCCAUUACUCUUGGGCCGUCUAGGAAACGGCACCAAACACACAGUGAAACAGUUGUAAGGACAGUCGUAAGAAGCCAUAUUGCCAUUUCCGUUCCUUCUCCAGCCAUCGGCCAAUUGUCAGAAAGGACACGGAAGACGACACUUGCUGCAGCAUACUCAGGAAGCGCCACGCGAAACAUCCGCCACGGGAGUGACGAAAAGGGAAUGAUUCGUUGAGGAAGUUCAUCCUCGUACAUCUUGGACCAUCGUUAACCAUCGGACCAAUAAGGUGUCCAUAUUAGCAAUUUGCUAAUGCAGUCAAAGUUCUACUUAAAGAAUAGUACCACUGUCAGUGAACGAUGGCUUCGCAGAAUGGGCGCGAAUCCAAGGAUGGUCUCACGCAGGGAGGCAAAAGUGGUUCCUCCGCUAACGGUGCACCGCAACAAGGACAGCAACAGCAACAGCAGGAGCAUUCGUGUGAAAUUUGCGGCAUGUCCGGUCUGUCGGAUGACGCGAUGCGUGACCAUACGCGGCAAUACCACGUGGAGGGAAGUCCACAGUGUCCGUUCUGUGGGUUGUCCGGUGCACCGGAAGAACUGCUGUUCCAUGUGAACCAAGCUCACCUAGACUACCUUACACCCGAGAAUGAACUGAUGAGCUUCAUCGACGAUCAAACACCAAGCUUUUGCAGUGUCGACGGUGAUUCAGAUUCCAUCUCCGACUGCCGUGGUUUAUCGCCCUCGAUUACAUCCGAGCUGCUGACACCGAUGUCAUCUAGUGGAAUGAAGGCGGGUUUCAAUGGCAGUACCACCACCACCAUCACCACCACUACCAGCAGCAGCAAUAGUGGCCACGGUAUGAUGCUAACCAGCGGUAGUGGAAGUUUCACCACCAUUUCGUCCAAUACGGGAAGCUACAGCAAUCAUCAGCAGGCAUCUUCCCAUCAACCGGGUUUGACACAAACGCAUCACAACGGUACCAAUGGUGCGCCGUUGAUAGGGAAGAUGAUUGGAAGCUCGUUGACCGCUGCUAGUAGUAGCUGCAUGAGUAGCAGCCGAUCGAGUUUGGGAAGUAGUAGCACUAAUCUAUGUAACGGAUUACCGAACGGUACCACAUCGGCGGGGCACAGUUCGAAUGGUAAAUCUACCAACCAACACUACCACUUCCCCGACGUUACGAACGCAUCCGGUAGUAAUGGUAGUAUUGCUGGUGAAACACACACAAAUGGUGCGGCAGCAACUGGCGGAACUAGCGGACCUGUGAUGAAUGGUGGUGGUGCUGGCUGUACCACACCAGCUGGUGCCGGUGCUGGUGGUCAAGGUUCCCCGCUAAGAUCACAGCUAGGAUUGAAGCUUAAGUCACACAAACCGAACUCCUUUAGCAUCGCAGCAACCGGCACGGAAGUGGCGAAUGGUGGACCGGAAGUGAAAGGAGCCGGUGCGAUUUGUCCAGCCACCAUGACGAUUACAACGACGGCCACCACGAUCACAACGAAACAAGCGAGUCCUCUGCAGUGUUUGCUGUGCCCAUAUACUUCCGACAACCCGACGGUGUUAGAGGAACACAUCAACCGCUCACACUUCGAUCCGCUCAGUCCGAGUGUGAAUGGAGCGGGUGGUGGUGGUGGCCCGGGUGGCGGUGGAGCAGCAGGUGGAAGUGGGCAACACGUGGACACGCUCAGUGUUCUACAGUGUCCCAUCUGCAAUCGAACGUUUGAGUCGGGUUCGGAUCUGGAACUGCACGUAAACAUCGAACAUCGGGAUAUUUUAAGUCCCGCCAAGGCAGACAGUGGUCGGGCUACGAACGGGACACCGUCCGGUGCUGCGGCACACAAUGGUAGUUAUGGCGGUGGUAGCAGUAGCCUCUGUCCGGUGUGUGGCAUUUCGUUCGAUCACAUGAAAACCCAGGACAUGGAAUACCACAUCGAGAAACACUUUUCGAAAAGCCCACAAAAUCCGUACCAAGGUGGCGCUGUUGGUGGCGGGGGUGGUAAUCAUCCUUCGGGUGUAGCGGUGGAUCUAGAAAAGCAGGCGCAAAAGUUACGCGAACAGCGUGAGUUUGAAAUGUUGCGCGCUCAGUACGGUAUGGAUGAUCAGGGUAAUUUCCGCGAGCAAUCGGCAGCCGCUAUGCAGCGGGCAGUGUAUGCUGGUGAGAUGAGUGUGGCUGAUUACUACGAGCGGCAGGUCGGAUUGCGGGCAGCUGAAUCUCAUGGCGUAGAUGAUGGUUCGUCUUGCACGAAAUCGGUGUCACCGCGUGUACUGUCGCUGUCAUCCUCUGCACCAAACGUGAUCAAAACGUACGUCUGUUCGAGCGUAGAUCACUAUGCGUCUAGCUACGGCGAUAAAGGAUGGGGCUGUGGCUAUCGGAACUUGCAGAUGAUACUCUCCUCUUUGCUGCAGAACACCUCGUACAACGAAGCUCUAUACUCUGCCUGGGGAUCACAUGGGCCGGCACGAACGGCUAUGCCCAGCAUUUCUCGGUUGCAACGUAUGGUAGAGGCAGCCUGGGCACAAGGUUUCGAUAUUCAAGGUUCGGAACAACUUGGUUGUAAGCUUUAUAAUACACGCAAAUGGAUUGGUGCAACGGAAAUCGUGACCGUUCUGUCGUGGUUACGCAUCCGGUGUGAAUUGGUCGAUUUUCACCGGCCCACGUCAGCUGAUGGGCGCCAUCCGGAGCUGUUUAACUGGGUGCUGCGCUAUUUCGAGGAACCGCGCAUACAUACGCCUCCGUUGUACCUGCAGCACCAAGGUCACUCACGCACAAUAAUAGGGAUCGAACAGCGUACAUCUGGUUUGUCUUUGCUGGUACUCGAUCCAAGCCACGGUCCUCGACAAGUUGCAGCACUCGGCUCGUCACAAGAUUCGUUACGCUUGAUACGCAAAAACUCUACGGCGAUGCGUGCUCCACAAUACCAAGUCGUGGCAGUCAAGGGGCUGAUCGACACCGAGGAUCAGUAUCAGGCUAGUAAAGUGUUGAAAUCAUUACGAAUCCCCCCUGACCGUUGACGAGCUUCGCUGUGCUUCCGGUCAGUUCGUCCUAGAGCAGCAGCAGCACAACGUUUUAAUAACUCCCAAGCACUACUGAUAAUAAUGUCUACCUUCAAAAGGAACUGCACGCGCAGCAUAAAGAAGUGAUCGAAACCUUUUAGUUUUUUUUUGAUAAUAAUCCUUACUAGAAGCUUAUUCGUUUUAAAUGCAAGCGACGAAAAUUGCACCGUAAACUUAAACAAUGCACACAGCAAAGCUAACAGGAAUGCAUUAGUAUAAGCCCAAUACAAUAGAAAAUGCGCUACGUUUAAAAAACAGUACACACUAUCAUUGCGGCAAUUUUUGGAGUGUUCUUCUUGUGCUAUAUUGUUUUGAGCAACAAAAGAGUCGGUAAACGUCUGUGUACAGGGAAUCACGUGGAAUUACUUUCGAAUGCCCUUGGCGCCUCUAAAAACUGAAAAAAAAAACAAACUAGAAACAUGCUGAAACAUGCUAAACUAUUUUGCGGGAUCUUAGCGUAGUUGAGAAAUUGAAUAAUAUUUUUAUGGGCGUAAAUGUUAGUUUUUCUACAUUCUUCUGUUUAUCUUAUUUGGUUCUUCGAUCUUUGAAGUGUUUACCAUGCCUAAUGAGUCCCCUCGGCACUCGACUAUGACUUAUCUACGAGUAAUCAAACGGGUGUGAUCUUCAGUCAUUUACGAUCGACCAUUUUAUUUAACCGAGCCUGGUGAUCGAUCGAAU
Molecule: messenger RNA, 3894 nt
Organism: Anopheles moucheti
Lineage: Eukaryota; Metazoa; Arthropoda; Insecta; Diptera; Culicidae
Product: zinc finger-containing ubiquitin peptidase 1-like
Exons: 6
Coding region: 529-3174 (881 amino acids)
Source: RefSeq, a predicted model, not a curated record